AUGCCGGACAUGGAAUCGGAUGUCAUCACUGGAGACCGUGGCGGUUUUUUCACCCACGUGCAGUUCGAUUGGGAUACUGAGAUGAUAUAUCCAAACUCAGUAUUUGCGAGAGCCCUAGGUUUCACGGAAGCUCAUAACAUCGAGCCAGUCGAAGCUGCGGUUAUUGACGUAGACGAUCUGAGCGCGCAGAUACCUACUAAUAUGGGAAUUUGGCUCUACGGUAACUAUUGGCACCAACCGGAGGCGAAUGAAAAGCCCUUCGAUGGGUGGUACCUCAUGGGCAUCGGUGCCCGAUUUGGAACGUCUGGCCAUGUAUUCGAUAGUAUCAAUAACUCUAAGAGGAGUGUACAUAUUCGCGGAAGCGCUUUAUCACUAUCCGUGGAUGACGCAUUUCCGUUACCUUGCAUCCCUCGUCGGUUUCGCCAGGUAGAUUCCAGCUCGGAUAUAGCAGGCCCAACAGAAAAUCCAGUGCUACCCACUAGAGUACUUGAUGUCUUUGUUUUCGACAGAUCGGUACUGCUUCACGAGAGCUCUGGCAAGCGCGGCAGAUACGUUGCAUUAAGUCACUCAUGGGGCACGGAUAAAGCGCCAUUGGAUCAGAUCAAAACUCAGAGGUCAAACUACGAAGAUUACAAGCGGGAAAUUAUGAUUGCUUUACUUCCUAAAACAAUCCGAGAUGCCAUUCAGAUCACCCGUCGUCUUGGUAUUCGUUUCUUAUGGAUAGACUGUCUUUGCAUUAUCCAGGACUCACUUAACUCAGUUGACUGGAACAAGGAGGCGCCCCAGAUGGGGCAGUAUUAUUACAAUUCGUAUAUCACUAUCUCCGCGACGAACUCUACUGAUAGCAUGACGGGCUGCUUUCCACAGCGCACGGACACACCCUAUCUUUCAUCACCGUCGCAAUCACUGGGUUACAAUACCACAGUUCACACUCGAGGUCCGAAUACCCUUGUAACAAAGAUGAGGCUUCUAAAUGGAUAUGGAAACAACGAUUCCAAGUCCUACUUCUCCAAAGAAUGGCUCCCAGGCUCCUGCGUGGAUUCCCCACAGAUGGCCAUGAUUGGUUCUUUCGGUCAGGCCUUAGAUCCGCUCGAAGAUGAGCCGCUCAGCAAUCGUGGUUGGACGCUACAAGAACGAAUCCUUCCUUCAAGAGUUGUUCAUUACGCCAAGGAUCAAAUGUACUUUCAGUGUAGCUGGACGGUGCAAUCUGAAGACGGGUUCACUUUUCCAAACACGUCCUUCAGCCUGGAAUUACUGAUCGGAAAAGAAUCAAUCCCUUUUGAAGACCACGGCGUAACAAAGUCUAGCAUAUGCUUCGUUCCAGGUCAUCAGCCGACACCAAACCACGGACGGUGGAAAGGUGGAUGGCUCAGCUUAGUGCAAGACUAUUCUCAGCGGGAGCUGAGUAAAGAUGAAGACAAGCUUUCCGCGUUGUCUGGUUUGGCGCGAAUUUUGGCUAAGGCGACAGGAGAUCGGUACCUUGCUGGGCUAUGGGCGCGACAUAUUCCAGAAGACUUAUUUUGGCGCGUUUAUCCGCGAGAAGAGUCUUUCGAAAGCGGAACUCCGAUCAAAGGGAGACUGUUAGGUGACGUGACGAAACCGGAAAAGUAUCGAGCGCCCUCAUGGUCCUGGGCGUCGCUGGACGCCCCUAUCCGAUUUCUUCCUCUCAAUUACAACAAUCUCAUGUCUGAAAUCAUCAGUUGUUCUACCACAAAGAGCGGCAUUGAUGAGUAUGGGAGGCUGAAGGCAGGUAGACUUGGUCCUAUCUACGAAAUCUUCCCUCGCGCUCGCCAGAAGAACGAGUGGGAUACACACGGCGAGCCAGUUGAGAUCCGCUUCUUGCCAGACGACAACCGUCGCAUUUCUAUGGGGGAUAUGUAUCUCGACUUCCGUGAUGAGCCUCUACCUCCGCACUGUUAUGCCCUGUUUCUUGAUCCCGGGAACGCUCUCGUGUUGCGAACACGGCCGGGUCCACCAGUGCUACAACCAUGCGAACUAUGGAAUAGAAUUCCGGAACGUGAGCGCAAUAGCAGGCCUGAAGUGAUUCUUACCACGAAUGAGGUCUUCGAGCAGGUCAAGAAGAGGCCAGAGACGAAAACGUGGAUAUUUCAGGCAUUGGCCAACGCUGAGAGGAUUGGGCUCGCAACCUUCGGAACGGAGAUCAAAAAUACGACGAAAGAGAGACACGAUAAUGGAAAGCCGGUUUUGGAUAAACUGAAGCUGGGAGACAUCAAUAUAGUAGAAGGGGUGAAAUCUUGGGGUACAAUUACUGCUGAGGAUCCUAAGGUCCGCGUUACAAUUUUGUGA
Molecule: messenger RNA, 2307 nt
Organism: Alternaria atra
Lineage: Eukaryota; Fungi; Ascomycota; Dothideomycetes; Pleosporales; Pleosporaceae
Exons: 4
Coding region: 1-2307 (768 amino acids)
Source: RefSeq, a predicted model, not a curated record